AUGGCGGCAGAAGCAUAUUUAUAUUUACCUGAUGAGUGUUGGGAAUGUGUCUUCAAAUUUCUCAACAACCAUGAAGACGACAAAGACAACAGCUAUUUCAAGUAUCUCUCCCUUGUUUCCAAGCAGUUUCUCUCCAUCACCAACCGUCUUCGAUUCUUUGUCGUUAUCGGCUCAAAAACACUCCCUUUCAUCCAUCUUCUAUUUCAAAGAUUUCCCAAUAUCACAUCCCUCGCCCUCAAGCGUGGCUUCCACCGUAAUUCCAAUGCCUUCCGUGGUGAUCGCAAUGCAUUUCUUCAUCAAAUAUCUCGUCUUCCUUUGAAACUCACAUGUCUCGAUCUCACCAGCCAAGUCUUCAUUCCCGCUGAUGGGUUGCGGUUACUCAUUGCCGAUUGUUUUCCUUCACUCGAAGAAGUUGAUAUAGGUAGAAUUGCAAUAUUUCACGAUCAAAAUAGAUUCAUUGAUGGGAUAAAGACUCUUUCGUUGGCACUUUCCAAACUCCGCAAGAUUAAUCUCUCUACUCAUAGUUACAUGACCGACGAAUGUCUUUUCCACUUGUUCAACAACUGUAAAUUUCUCGAAGAGGUGAUCAUAUUUGAUUGUUUUAAUAUUACCAAUGUCGGUAUUGUUUAUGCUCUCUGUGAGAGACCAAAAUUCAAAUCUUUACACUUUACCAAUAGAACAGACAAUUGUUCAAAUUUGUUAGACAUCCUUAGAAACUGUCCUUCCCUUAUUUUGAAGAGAUGUUGUAAAAUUAGGCAUUUGAACUUAGCUCAUUGUUCAAAAGUGAAGCUACUUGGAAUGAACUUUGAAGCUCCUAAAUUGGAGGUAUUGAACUUGUCGCACACAAACGUUAAUAAUGCAGAACUCCUUGUGAUCUCAAAGAGUUGUCCCAGGCUUUUGCAACUGACACUUGAAAAUUGUAUUUAUGUCUCAAAUACGGGAGUGAAACAUGUGGCAGAAAACUGCAUCCAACUACGAGAGAUUAAUUUGAAACACUGCCAAAAAGUGCAUCCUAAGGUUGUUGACUCCUUGAUAUUUUCAAGGCCAACAUUGAGAAAAAUAAUUGUUCCACCACGCUAUCGUUUCAAUGAUGGAAAUAGGGAACUCUUGAGUCAUGGAUGCCUUCUUUGUUAG
Molecule: messenger RNA, 1134 nt
Organism: Vicia villosa (hairy vetch)
Lineage: Eukaryota; Viridiplantae; Streptophyta; Magnoliopsida; Fabales; Fabaceae
Exons: 3
Coding region: 1-1134 (377 amino acids)
Biological process (GO): SCF-dependent proteasomal ubiquitin-dependent protein catabolic process
Cellular component (GO): SCF ubiquitin ligase complex
Source: RefSeq, a predicted model, not a curated record